AUGACUGCUGUCUGGAUCUCCCAUGUUUGCCGUGCCAUCGGAGCACCGGAAACUAAAAGAAAAUAUUGGAAUGCAGUCAUCGGGAUCCUCUUGGUGCCCCUCGUCCAACUCCUGGUCACACCGAUCCAGCUGACACUCGAUUCCCGCGGGAUCGACCUGCCUGCUUCGAUCCUGGUGAUGACGGUGGUCACGGUUGCGAUGCUGAUGAUUGAAUCAAUGCAUAGCGGCAUCGGCUCUUUGUACGUUACGCACAUGAAAGGACCAACCGAUUUUCUUGGCCGGCACAUGUCUUUGGGGUUUGUGGCACCGUUUGUCAUGCUCAGUAGAGACCAUAUCACCACUUCAGCGGACAUACCUCGAAUUGCAGGGGCAUUUGUCGUCACUACCUUUCUCAGCUAUGUUGGCUCGUUCUUGUUCGCAACCGGCAGCUAUAAGCUCGAGGAGAGAGUAAGGGGCUUACGAAAGCGGACUGAGGAUCUUGAAAAGGCGACUAAGCCAUCUCCGCCUUCGUCUCGAUUCGCCAAACGGGUUUCCCAAGUCACCAAGUUGACAGAUGUUCUCGCGAACAAUGGAUCUCUUACAUCUCUGGACACGCUAUGUGCACCAUCGGCCACUGUUGACUUCGUGGUUCGAACAGCUCCUCUAUGGAUUCCACUCUCUCUGCUCGUCACUGUUGGGCUCCCGGUCUAUUGCGCUACCAACUAUGAUUUACCUUUCGAGACCUUCUGCUUCAUUGUUUUCUGGGUUGUAGCAGUCUUAUUCCAACGAUAUAUCAAGUCGUGCAAGAAACUUGAGCUUCAUCUCCGACUCCGCUCCACCUUGGCUGUUGUCUUCAACCCAGUUCUGCUGACGUCUGCGUUGGGAACCGCGUACUUCUGGACGAAAGCGGCCGUCACGCACCGGGUCAUAGGAGACAUUCUGAACAACUUCAAGAGCCACAGCUCUUGGGCCAAUAUUAUCAGAGAGGUCACUGGAAGCCCCAGCGCACAGCAUCACGUUGGAGCUGGCGACCUGUCUAUGGCGCUACUCGAUGCUGGCAUCGUGUCGCUAGGUCUCAAGAUGUUCGAGUACCGGCGCGAGCUCUGUAACAGCUUCACAACCGUUUUCUCGACCUCACUGGUCUUCGCUACCAUCAACGUCUUUCUCAAUGUCAUCUUCGCCCGCGCUAUGGGCCUGCAACCGGCUGACGCCUUGGCCUUCGCCGCGCGCAACGUCACCAUCGCCCUCGGCGUGCCCGCCGUCCAGCACCUUGGCGGGAGCACUACUCUCAUGAGUUCGCUUGUUGUUUUCAGCGGCAUGCUUUUCCAGAUGACAGGUGACCUCCUCUUCUCCUGGCUCGGCAUUCACGACCGCCCGCUGCCUGCCAAUGUUACAUACACCAGCGACGGCGAGAAUGGAGGGACCAAUACUGAAGAGAACGUCGAGUCGGCGACUGAUGCCAAAGUCAUUGCCGCCGGUGUCACGGUUGGCAUCAACGCCGCGGCCAUGGGGACGGCACAGCUGAUCGAGCGGGGAUCGAUGGCUACGGCGUACUCGGCGCUCUCCAUGACUGUCUUUGGGGCCAUCACAGUUGCACUGACAGCUGUGCCGGUAGUGGCGGAUUGUUUGGUGACAUUAGCUUCACGUUGA
Neoarthrinium moseri is the source of this 1629-nucleotide messenger RNA. RefSeq lists its product as uncharacterized. The record is from RefSeq and is a predicted model, not a curated record. The transcript is spliced from 3 exons. NCBI's taxonomy places the organism in Eukaryota, Fungi, Ascomycota, Sordariomycetes, Amphisphaeriales, Apiosporaceae. The coding region runs from base 1 to 1629 and encodes 542 amino acids.